CAAGUUCUACCAGGACAACAUCCUGCGAAUCAUUUGCGAACUUGUCCGUUAAAGUAAAUCUGUAUUUAAUGAUGUCGUACUUAUUUAAGCAGUAGAUAAAACACGAUCACUCGCUUUAUUUUCUUAUUUAUUACGAAUAACUAUUGCCGUGGAGUAUCUGUCGUAGUAUUUCUUUUCAAUUUUAUUUUUAUAUUUGCUGCAAUGAAAAAGUUUAGUAAUUUUGUGUUUGUAACUGUGUUAAUAUUAUUUAAAUUUAAGUACGGAAAUACACAACGUAUCUUAUACACCACAGACGAACUUGAAAAUCACAUCAGUCCUGAAGAUUUAAAGGAAUUCAUAAAAUGGGGAAACAAACGUAAUGACUCUACCACAACUCGGGCGACACUCGUCGACUACGCGAGUUAUGAGGACACAACAACGAUUCUUCCAGUGCCUGACACAGUAGAUUGCUUCGGCUUAGGUUCCUUACAAAUAAUUCAGGAAAUAUGGCCUUUUAAUAUGCGACCCAGCUCUUCGAAUGACAUCAACACGCAUUUCUACUUUUCCUCUCGUCAACAACCGAAUAGAGUUCAGGUUUUUUCUGGACCACAAUUCGGCCUCGAAUGGGUUGAUUUCAACCCAAAUAGAAGAACAAUAUUGAUUGUCCACGGAUUUAUGAGCCACAGUAACGCGUCAUGGGUUCGAGAUAUGACGGCCGCUUUUCUGGAAUGGGCCGACGUGAACGUAAUAGCGGCUGAUUGGAGUGCGGGUGGUAACACUUGGAAAUACUGGCGAGCGGUUGCCAACACUCGCAGAGUCGGCUCUGACAUUACCGAUUUCAUGAAUCAGCUGAUGUCAGCAACAGGCGCCAAAGUGAAGGAUUUCCAUUUCGUAGGACACAGCCUCGGUGCUCAUAUCGUAUCUUACGUCUCCUACCAUAUUGGCAGAGUUUCCAGAAUUACAGGUUUAGAUCCAGCUCAACCAUGUUUUCGGACGACAAAUCUUAUCGAGCGUCUGGAUGAGACUGACGCAGACUUCGUUGACGUUAUACAUACAAACGGGAGACUGUUGCAGAAGAUUGGAUUUGGGCUACCAGAUCCUAUUGGUCAUGCAGAUUUCUAUCCCAACGGUGGUAUGAGGCAGCCGGGAUGUGCAAAUAAAACAAAUUCAAUUUGGUCACGAUUAUUCCCUGUAUCAGUUUCGCUAUUACAGCAAGCAAUCUGCAGCCACGGACGGGCAUAUCUUCUGUUCACGGAGUCUUUGAUAAGCAAUAACUGUAUGUUCAGAGCUUACCAAUGGAACUUAACGUAUGAAGGUGUAAACGCAAGUCUACAAGCUGCUUGUUCUAAAACAUCAUCAUUGUGUUCUGUAAUGGGUAUACAAGCUAUGGGUAAUUCAACACAACCCCGAGCCAAGGGAGGGUACUUUGUCUUGACUUCGGAAAAACAGCCAUAUUGUCGAUACGACAUAUCUCAUCCUAUAGCGGAUUUAUUAAGGGAUUUACGCCAAGGGUUCCGUUUAGAUCGCAUGACCAAACCGAAACCUACGGUAACACCAGCGUAUGCUGACCCUGACCUACAAACAACUACGGAAGAUAUCACUACAACAACAUCUAAAAGUUGGAUAAAGAAGUUAUUUAGUUUCGGAUAACGUUAAAUUGUACCACUUGUAUUAUAUAAAUUUUGUUACCUAGUAAAAUUUUCUGCUAAGUUAUUCUAGUUCUUAGAUCUUAGGUACUAAAGACGUUAAUGCCAAAAUGAUUUAUCUUUUCUACACUGUAAUAUUUAAUUAUGUUAAUCACAUUUAUUUGAAUGAUCUUUAUAUCUAUAAUAUAUAAAUUUCUAUAUUUGUA
Messenger RNA from Melitaea cinxia (Glanville fritillary), 1831 nucleotides. RefSeq names its product pancreatic triacylglycerol lipase-like. Bases 202 to 1629 code for a protein of 475 amino acids. The transcript is spliced from 11 exons. The record is from RefSeq and is a predicted model, not a curated record. Gene Ontology annotation, molecular function: lipase activity. Lineage: Eukaryota; Metazoa; Arthropoda; Insecta; Lepidoptera; Nymphalidae. Gene Ontology annotation, biological process: lipid metabolic process.